Molecule: messenger RNA, 5016 nt
Organism: Effrenium voratum
Lineage: Eukaryota; Dinophyceae; Suessiales; Symbiodiniaceae
Source: the annotation of a GenBank genome assembly
AUGACUCGGUGGUUCUGGCCUCUUUUCGCAGUGCGGCUCGCGCAAGCGGCGCCAUGGACGGAGGAGAAUGGCCCGUGGAACCUGAACUUCGAGACCAAGCAUGAGCCACACCUGUACUACGGCCAGUGGCCGGGUCACACAUACAAUCCCUCGCCCUCCGAUUGGAGGAGCCUGGUCAUCUACCAGCUCCUCACGGAUCGCUUCGCCGAUGGUAACCCGCUGAACAACGAGCUCUACGCUGCAGGCUUUGAUGUGCGAGACAUGACCUUCCGGCAUGGAGGCGAUUUUGAGGGCCUGCGGCAGAAGUUGCACUACAUCAAGGGCUUGGGCUGCAAUGGGGUAUGGAUAUCGCCCAUUUUCCAGAAUGGGGAGAACUUCUACCACCAGUACGCUCAGUUGGACUUUACGGUGCUCGACCGCCGUCUCGGCACUUUGGAGGAUCUGCGGAAUCUGGUGCAGGAGGCCCACAGCUUGAACAUGUAUGUCAUUGUGGACAUCGUAAUGAACCAUAUGGCAAAUGAGUUCUACUUCGAAGGCCACGCGAAGAGCCAGGCGCCGUGGAGAUUUCAUGAGGACGAAGGCAAGCGCGAGUACCAGCUGAAGGUGAGGACGACGCAGGCGACGUUCUUCAAUUCAAGCAUUUGGUGUGGCGGGGAGCCACUCUGGCAAGAAUUUGGAAACGAGCCUACGGGACUUCUACAAAGCAGCGAUGUUUGUGAAGCCAACUGUACUGCGGACCCAGAUUGCUAUUACUUCCUAUGGAAGAAUGACCCUGGGUCGCUGAGCACAUACCAUUGUGCCGGCUUCAAGUACUGCGACCAGCCCACCCCCUACACAGACGGCAAGGGCAGCAUCUUCAAAACCUGGCAGUGGGCUGUGAAGGCAGAAGAGGUGGCAGUGGGUGUUUGGUGCGGCGGAUCCGGCCUGUUCCAGCAAUUCGGCAGCGAGGCCACCGGCCUCUUGGCCAGCCGUGACGUCUGCGAGGCCGAGUGCGCGGCCGACGCGGCGUGCGAGUUCUACCUCUGGAAGGACGACACCGCGGCGGACACCCGGUUCCACUGCGCGGGCUUCGCCAGCUGCGCCGAGGCGGAUCGCUCGGCCUUCGGCGACGGAUUCGUGAAGAUCUUCAAGAAGAGGACCACGCAGGAGAGGAGCCUGGAUGGCCUGUACGACACGCCAGCCGGCCGGCAGCCGUACGCGGACUUCUGGUACAACAACACGUGGGUCCCGGAUGCCCAGUACAACGGCACACUCUACGGCCAGUGGGGGGAGUCUGUGGUCGACCCAGGGUUUGGAACAUACAUCGGCUCCGAUUUCCACCACAAUGGCGACCUCAUCAAUUAUUACGACCCCUGGGAAAUCAAUAUGGGUAAGAUUUAUGGCGUGAUGGAUGACUUACGCCUGGAGAACGAGAGGGUGCAGCAGAAGUACAUUGCCAUGACGAAACUUCUCAUCGAUAGCACGGACAUUGAUGGCUAUCGCGUAGACACCCCGAUGCAGGUGCCCCUGAACUUUUACAAGGUUUGGGCGCCAGCGAUCCGCGCUCACGCCAAGACCUUGGGCAAGGACCGCUUUGGCAUCUUCGGGGAGUUCUUUGUGAGCCCGCAGCGGUACGGCACCAUGACGGGCCGGGGCCGUGACAACACCAUGUACAACCAGGAGAUUUACAUUGAUGACAUUGCAACACUCAAGGGAGGUAUCGUGUAUCCAUACUACUGGUACAUCUUCACGGCGAUGAUCUACAAGUUGCCGGAGUAUGCCGACGGCCUGCCGCUCGCAUACCGGGAGGAGAACAAGAUCAUUGAUACCUAUGAUCCGACCACUGGUCGCCACGAGUAUGCCAUGUGGACCUUCUGCAACAACCACGACAACUGGCGGCUCCAGUCCAUGACGGGGUUCCCGGAAUUUCGGAUGUGCCUGGCCGUGAUCACCUUCUGGCCCGGGGUGCCCUUGCACUACGCGGGCGACGAGCAAGACUUCGACACCCCCGGGAGCGCCUUGGACGGCUGGGCCCGGGAGGAGCUCAGCCCGUCCUUGGCCUGGCGGGCGGUGCGCACGCAGCCAGGGGGAAACCCGGCGGACAAGGACAGCUUCGACAUGACCAGCGCCACGUACCAAUACAUCCGGAGGCUCAACGCCCUGCGUACGGCAUACCUCGGAGGUUUCGGGGAGGAGGAGUGUGAUCAGAUUCAGACGCCCAGCUAUGCGACUCCAGAUGUGCUGGUGUUCAUCCGGGGAUGCACGUCUGAAAAGGUGCUCAUGUUUGCAAACUUCCACACUUCAGAGCAGCGUACCGCAUCAAUUGAUGCUGUCCCCUGGGCGGAUGCGACGGUGCUCACUGACUGCAUCUCUAAAACGGCACCUGCGCAGGUCACCGUCAACUCGGGCAGCGUCUCGUUUGUGCUCAGCCCUCUGCAGGCGGUCGCCUUCGCCGCAGCGGUGGCCAAGGUGCCGCCCGCCGUGGUGGAAGUGUGGCCCGCGCAUGGCGCGGCAAUUCCGAUCGGCAGCUCCCAGCUCACCUUGAAGAUCAAGUUCGAUCGGCCCAUGGCGUCGUCGAUUUCGGCGCAGGUGCUCUUCGACCAGAGCUCCUCCGGCUUUCAGUGCGCUGGAAACGAAUGCACGAAGCAGGUGGAUGCCUCUGCUCUGAGCGAUGGCCAUCACUUCUUGGAAGUGGCCGAGGGGGCUGUUGCAGAGGAUGGGACAGCAACGCAUGCCACCUUCCGUUCGACCUUCAUUUUCGACAGGCAAGGAGGUGUCAUCGCAGAUCCAACCAUCAACGAGCUGCCGGGCUUAAUCUGCAGUGGUGGCUCCAAACUGUGCCACAAAGCCAGCGGGGCCACGUGGUUCCGUGUGCAGAAUGUGGGUGGGAACUGGUCAGAGUGGAUGCCGUAUAAUGGAAGCUCUACAACUUGGAGUUCUCUGUUUGAUGUGCCAGUGCUUGUGCAGUAUUUCUCGGAUCUGAGUGCCAGCUUCAUCGUUGGGGAUUGUCUUACAGAAGCUGGCAAGAGGUGUUAUGUCAGCUGGCACAAGCAGAUGUUUGUCAGAGGGGAGUUCAACAACUGGGGCAAUGACGAUGAGGGCACCAUGAGCUUGAUAGGUGCAUACACAUGGGCGACCAAUGUCACGCUGGAUGGAUUUGUCCGCGCGCGCUUUACGCCUGUCACGGAUUGGUCAAAGUCUUAUGGCAUGCAUCCGGUCCGUGAAUUGUUAUACAACGUGCCCACCUUCGACCCAAGACACACGAACUUCGACGUGGUGCCGACGCUCUCCGGUUCCGAGCCCUGCCGCCAGUGGAUGGUGGACCGGGACCACUGGUCUGAGCACCACACCGUGGCGUCCGGGGCGGAGUUUGCCGUUGACCUGUGGCUGAGCCAUGAGUGCACCGUUGCAUCGCCCACCUGUGUUCCAGAUGCAGAUGCAGAUUGGCAGUGCCAUGGCUACAAGGAUGGCCAGGAUGGACCAUGGUGCGCGUCGGUGGGGACUGAGAACUGCUACGACUACGCGGUGAACGACCAGACCGAGGCGAUGAGUGGCUGCGGGGGGUGCUACUGCUGCCGCAGGAAGGUGACCACAGCGGCCACGGGCCCAGCGGCUACGUGCUGCGUCAAGUUCAACGACCUGUUUCUGAAUUACACGGUGACCUCAGAUUUGUCGCAGUGCGCGCCACAUCCUGGAACAAGCCACGCGUCCUUUACCAUGAGCAUCCAGGUGGCCGAUGCUUCGGAUUUGCAAGCGGUGUCCGCAAGCUUUGCCGCGGCAGUGGCCGCUUCCCUGAGCGUGACGGCAGAUGUCACUGUGAGUGUCUCGUACAUCGUGGCGGCCAACUACGUGCUCUCCGACGUCUCCGACCUCGAGGCAGCCAAGACGGAGAUUUGCAAUGCCUUCUCGGACGCGGAUGCGUGUGUCGCGGAGCUCGGAAGCAGGCGAUUGCAAGGUUCGGAGUCGGCUACGCUGCAUGUGGAGGUGACCACCCUGGACGCCAGUCGCUUCGCAACGACGCUGGCACUGGCGAACGAUGGCGCCGCCAUGCAAUCCGCGCUGCGCAGCUCGCAGGUUGGAAGCAAUACCGUGCUCAAUAUGCCAUCUUCCGCAUCUUCAGAAAUGCGAGUGCUCACGGAUGUGACCUCCGGCAGUAUUGUGGCUCCCUCAAACCUGGUUCCUGAGACUGCCCGCUUAGAAAGCGAGCUCUCUAGCAUUCAUGGCGCCAAUGUUGAGUUUCUUUCCGUUGCCCAAGUGACGACGACAACACCUACACAGGCCACAACCACCACGCAAGCAGGUUCCACGGCGGCCGCUACACAAGCCACAACCACUGCGCAAGCAGGUUCUACGGCAGCCGCCACGACGUCAGGGUCAGCAUCAGGGCCGGUGACCCUCAGGGUCCGCAGUGCAGGGUCGGAUGAUGGCAACUUCGCGGAGUUUUACUUGAAUGGCGUGAAGGUUGACUUGGAGUCCGGGAGGGGAAUCAGCGUGGUAGUCCUGGACGGUGGUUCCGUUUCAGAGAAGCACGUCUAUGACACCGGUUACCAGGCCUUAGGUGCAGGCCCCUUGUCCGCGUUGCUGAACGGUCUGCCGCUCGGCACCGUAGUGCUGGUCGCCUCUAUGGACGACGCCUCCGACGGAUUGACCACGGAGGCCAAGGCGGCGAUCGCUGGUUUGGGCGCCACACAGGUGGAGAGCAUAUCCUACCGGGGCUCCUAUGCCCUCAUCGGCGUCAAGGGAGGCGAUGCGAUAGCAGAGGCGGUUGCAGUCACUGGCCUGGGCCCUGUGACCUUGGAGGAGACUGUGGUGUUCCCACUAGGCUUUGUGUCUUCAAGCAGUUCGCAAAGCACAGAGGGUGCGAGCAGUUCGCAAAGCACAACCGGUUUCACCAACCCCGUCUCGACCUCUGUGCCUGCAUCUACAUCUUCUGGAGAAAACUCGCAGCCGCCCUUCUGGACCUUCGAAUUCGCAGAUGGCAGUGUUGGACUUCAGUCCCUCUUUGCUCUUCUGAUCCCUUGCAUGGCGAUGCUCUGA